Molecule: messenger RNA, 7721 nt
Organism: Cadophora gregata
Lineage: Eukaryota; Fungi; Ascomycota; Leotiomycetes; Helotiales; Ploettnerulaceae
Exons: 1
Coding region: 3832-7362 (1176 amino acids)
Biological process (GO): protein phosphorylation
Molecular function (GO): protein kinase activity; ATP binding
Source: RefSeq, a predicted model, not a curated record
UCGAUUAAGGAGCAUGCAUGUAUGGUAUCCCCGUCGAAAAUAAUCUGCUGAGUUGAGUUGAGUUGAGUUGAGUUGAGCAGUUUGCGAUUCUCGUAGGGAUGUAUGUCUCAGUCUGACCAUCUGGCUGUCUCAAUUCAUCUGUCUUAUCUGGUCUCGUCUCGUCUCGUCUCAUCUCGUCUGAGUCGAGGUUGUUUUCCCUCGCCUCUUUUUUUUUCAGCAUGGGGAUGGCUUCAGGGUGUUGAGCAUGGGGCUUAUCUUCACCCCUCUCUUCAGAAAGUUACGACGGGGAGGGAAGGCGAGAACAAGAAAAAUAGACGAACAGGGGUCCAGAUGUUGCAUGUGAAAUGUCUUGGAUGAGCGAUCCAUGGGUAUUGAUGUAUUUUAUUUGGUGCUACGCGAAGAAGGAGAGGGGAUGUAAACUUGGAAGAUACCUUGUGAGGAUUGGAUUGCGCAAGUUUUUGGAAAAGGUUGUUUGAUAGAUGGUGGUGAGAUUAUUGAUAGAGUGAGUGAGAAGGAGAAUUUCAUUCCCGAUUGAUCCGAAGACGGCAAUUGUGGCUGUAUGCAGGAUGCUGGUUUGAGUUGAAGAUCUCGACAUUAGGGUGGUGGUGAGCGAGUGAGGAGGAUUGUGUAUGAAGACUCACUCCCCUGGGACAUAUGGGUUGGACCUUACUCCAUCGCAGACUUCAGUUGACAAGCUGGGUGCAGAUUCCAUUUCCUUCCACAGAUAGGUCAGGCAUGUUAGGAACAGGAAAAGGGCCCAGAGGACUGGACCAGAUGCUGCAGUAGCAGCGGCAGCGAUGUUAAAGCCAGCCUUCAAAUCCUUCUGUCACUCUGCAGCUGGUGGCAUAGGUAUGCAUAUUUUCGCAUUCUACAGGGAGCGUUCUCCGCAUUUUGGGGAGUGCUGGGUCAGGACUGAGGAGUAAGGAGGAGGGUCGUUGCACGGCAGGACGGGAUGGGAGAUGUGGACCCUCGAUUUCGAUUUGGAUUGCGAUAGGAGGGAUGGAUGGCAGAAGCAGAGUAACUAUCUUGAGUCUGCAGUAGAUGGACAUCUGCGACGCAAUGUGAUGUGAUGUGAUGUGCCAGCCAUGUCAUGGUGAUGUCGGGCUAGAUUGAGUUUGGCCUAGGGGGAUGGAGAGGAAGGAAGAGGAGGGGGAGGAUGAUGGAGAUUUUAUGGCGGCGUACAGCGGUUAUCAAACAAUUUGAUUUGGCGAGGAGGAGGGGUUGGUUGGUUGGUUAGCUUCUGUCAAGUCACUCAGUCCAGAAAAUCUGGGGUAGCAAGGUGUCUCCCUCACGCUUGGUGCUUCAGGCUUCAUGAAUCAUGGGAGUGCAUCGAAUCAUCGAGAUCGCCUUGGACGAAUUUGUUUUAGUUGAUUGUGGGGACAUGGGGUAAUCCAGGAACGAGUUACUUUUUUUUCUUUUUCAUGCCUGCCGUGGAGGAUGCAGAUGCAGAGUUGGAUUGCGCGGAGGAUGAGCAUCAGCAUGACUUGGCGGCGGAGGGGACACAGAUGGAGGGGUAGAUUAGAGGGUUGAGAUUAGAGGGAGGCCGCUGAUUUGACAGAGCUAAUCCUGCGUACGAGAGCAAAGUAAAAGUCAGAUACUUUACCAGAUAUGAAAAAUGUGACUUCAUAUCGCAAGCCAUGUCGAAUGUAGAUAGCCAGUUGGAGGUAUCUCUUCCGUCUUAGUCUCACUGUCCCUGUCUCAGUCUGAGAAGAUCCGAUCCGAACUGAUCAGCAUACCCAGCACACCCAGCACACCCUCAUAGUGUACCGCCUCAGCAGCUUCGCGUACCAUUAUUGCCCCUCCAUAUCGUCGUCCUUCUCACCACACGUCCAACCUCAUCCUCUCUAGACGCGGCUGGCGGAAUAGUUAGGCUGCUGUAAAUGCAGCUCUUGCAUCAUCUACCCCGUUUUCCGUUUUCCGUCUUAUGCAUCCCAUCUCCUCCUUACAGCCUCCAGCAUGUGCAGCCAAUCUUACAUCAUUCGCAUCGCGACUCGUCCCAGGCAUCUUUUCCCUCCCUUUCCCUCCCUUCCAUCCCAGCCCAGCACAUCCUGCCAAGCCCCGCUGCCCGUAAACUUUGAUGGGUGCACCAGGUGGUGGUGGUGGUGGUGGUGGUUGAGAGUCGGCCUAACUAAGUUGAUGUUCUGCACUGCACCGCAUCAAGGUUAAAUCCUGGGUCCCGCCCGAUUAUUUUAUUUUGGGCCUGAUCAGCAGCCCAAGAUGCAACGCGAUUGGUGAAUGGGACGGAAGCACGCGAAUUUGUUGAAGAAGGGGAUGGGAAGAGACAGAAGGCAAGAAAGUACAGUAUCGUGUUAAUAUCUUGGUAAUGCACGAAAGGAAAGGAUUGGAAUGGCACCAACAUUGUUCAAUCCUUAUCAAAGGCAUCCAUCCAAGGCUGCACGAUAAACAAGAAAUGGACUUGUAAGUUGCGUGCUCGGCAAGCUGGGCAUAGGGUGACAUUGGGCAUGACCUCGAUAUCUGCGCAUUAUCAGAUGUUUACGGGAAGCUCAAGCUGAAUUGAAAAGAGGUUGGCCUUGUCCACCCUACCUAUUUUACUUUUAACAUUUGUGUCAAGAUGACUGACGUUUAGCCUCCCCUCCUUGUCUUACACCCCUUGCCUCUAUUUCUUCAACCUCAGAGUCAGCUUCUUUGUCUUGUGUUUAUCCGACUAAAACUUGUCCUUCUGCGCCGAUCAUCAACACCACUAACUCACUCACCCACCACCAUCGUCUUCACUUCACCUCAGCUCAACUCACGAUAUAAGAUAAUUCACCAUAUAAGAUCUUCUACACCCUUUACCACUCGUCUGAUCUCGUGUUUACUAUCGCGAAAUCCCAUCUCGCGAUCGUCAUCUCGAGUCUCAACCAUUACCAUUGCCGACGCUCUGCCUCUACCCGCCGCCCACUACUUUUUCAAGCUCGCCGCCGAUGACGCUAGUAAAUUGACAGACAGCGCCCAAGGACACAAAGGGCCCCAGCAAAAAGAUAGAAGCGGCGCCCUCAACUGGCCCGUCCUCUUCUUCUCCUUGUUUCCCGCCCCAGCAGGCCUAAACUCGCCUAAUCGGCGCCCUGUCGAGCCUGUGCAGCCUGUGCAGCCUGUGCAGCCCCUGCCUGCAGGGUUGAUUAUCUGCUGCCGCUCCGACGCCGCGACGUUAGACUGAGCCGAACUGCCCUGCCUCCCUGCCCUGCCCUGCCCUGUCUUGCCCUGCGCUGCACCACUACUUCCUUCUGUUCCCCACCAGUCAACCAUCGACCGCCAACCGUAUCUCACCCUCAUCAUUGCUGCUCCACCCCAAACCAACUACCACUUCACCUUACCUCACUCACGAUCCUCACGAUCCACUUCCGACAUCCUCUCGUCCUCCUCUUCCACCUCUUCCUCUACACACCGACAACAUACCCGACUGCAGAAUGCCUUCCUCACGCUGACACUCCGCCUGGAAUAUCGAUCCCCCAAACAUGUCCCUAAUCGCAUUGCCGCUGCACCUCAACAAUGGAUCUCUCCACGCACGCAGCUGCGAGAACGGCCACGAGCACGCCCUCGUCGAGCCCAGGUCUCUUCUCUCCCUCCCUCAACCCGACCAAACAACACCUCCCUCCUCUCUCAGAUGGCACGCCUCAUCCGAGUCCAUAUCUCCAUCCUCUGCAGAUGCAUAAAGUUCGAGAGUAAGUUGAUUGUUUCUUCGCUUCCCGCGCUUGCAAUCAUCCCACCAAAAACUCGACAACGAUCGGACCCCACCUCAACCACAUCUACAAUACUGGGAUUACUGUUUGAGGACUCAAUCAUCAUGGUAAAUUGUGUUUGUCGCUCUCCGAAGACGGAUCGACCUUUGCGAUGUCUAAGACAUUGGUGCCAAAUUCACAACGUCAUGAAUCUAGGCUAACGUGCGUGGAAUCUAGAACCCACAAAGCCCAAGUCGACCAAGACUUCCUGACAGGUCGCAAGCUGAUCAACCAAUACGAAAUCAUUAACGAGAUAGGCAGAGGCGUGCAUGGCAAGGUCAAAUUGGCAAGGAGUUUGGAGACGGGAGGCUUCGUCGCCAUCAAGAUCAUACAACGCUUCUCCAAGAAGCGCAAGCUCGGAAGAGUUACCGUGUCGCCAGAAGACAAGACAAAGAAGGAGAUUGCCAUUCUCAAGAAGAUCCGCCAUCCCAAUGUAGUCGGCCUACUCGAAGUGAUCGACGAUCCCGAGCUGAAGAAGAUCUACAUGGUCUUGGAACAUGUCGAGCUCGGAGAAAUCGUAUGGCGCAAGAAGGGCGAUAAGAGCAUAUGUCUGUACGAAAGACGCCGCAUCGAAAGAGAACAUCGGGGAGAGAAAGACACUGGCGAAGACGAGAAAUACUUCAAGAUCCUCGAGAGACGCAAACAACGCAAGGAUACUCAACGAGCGAAACUGUCGUCAUUGCAGCAAAACCCAGAUCCAUGGAGUUUGGAACAUGGCGACGAUGAGGACGACCGGGAGAGUCUGUCUAGGCAGUCUACCCACGAUUCCAUGCUCAAUAUGAGAUCGACAAGAAACCUCAAGUCGAACCCUGGAUCCAGGGUCCACUCUAGAGCGAACUCUCGUGCUCCUUCACGGACCAGCUCGCGUGCGCACACUCCUCUCCCAACUGAAUUCGACAUUGGUGCUCUGGACAGCGACAACGAAGGCGACGAACCUGGCCCUCUACCGUCCAUUGGGUCAUAUCAUGGCUCAGCAUCCGCUCUCGAAGGCACUUACUACGGAUCGUACCCUGACGAACCACCAUAUCGAGGAAGAUCCCCAAGUAUGGCCGACAGUAUCAUCUCCCACAUGUCAUCGACUGAUGGUAUGGAACACGAUGCCUUCGAGGAUGACUUCUCUUACGUACCAUGCUUCACUCUCGAUCAAGCGCGGAAUGCCUUCAGAGACACCGUCCUUGGUUUGGAGUAUUUGCACUACGAGGGUAUUGUUCACAGAGAUAUCAAGCCAGCAAAUCUACUUUGGACCAAGGAUCACCGCGUCAAGAUCUCCGACUUCGGUGUAUCUUACUUUGGAAGACCUGUCAGGGAUGGUGAGGCCGAAGAGAAUAUUUCGGAAGCCGAUGCUACGGACUUUGACGAUGAUCUCGAGCUUGCCAAGACUGUUGGUACUCCAGCCUUCUUUGCCCCCGAGUUGUGUUACACAGACCUCGAGAUUGAACAACCCAAAGUCAGUGAGCAAAUCGAUGUUUGGUCUUUGGGAAUCACUCUCUACUGCAUGAUCUAUGCCCGGAUCCCAUUCCUCGCCGACGAUGAAUAUCAACUGUUCAAAGCCAUCGCCAAAGAAGAUGUAUAUAUACCAAAGAAGCGUCUAAAGGCAGUCGAUCCUAACGCUUCGACACCCCAGACUGGUGCAGUUAAACGGAUUGGGCCAUCGACUGGCUCAUUUAGAGAAGAAGGAGAACUCGCGUUCGAAGAAAUUGAUGUUGAGCUUUACGACCUACUGAAGAGGAUGCUUAUCAAGGAUCCCGCUGAUCGCAUUCGGUUGAGGGAGGUAAAGAGACAUCCUUGGGUUACUCGGGGCAUUUCCAACGUACUUGGCUGGGUUGACGAUACCGAUCCGUCCCGAAGAACUGAUGGUCGGAGGAUCCAAGUCGACAGGAACGAGCUGGAGCGUGCCGUUGUCCCUAUUACCUUCCUGGAGCGAGCCAGAUCAGCUGUUAAGAAGGCUGUUGGUAAGGUCAUCGGUGUGACGAGAAGUGAAACGAGAGGCGAUGGGUCUCGUCGGAGAGCUGUAAGCAACGCUACCAGCUCUGGAGCAGAUACCCAACACAACUCCCCCCUGAAUCUAACCCCUGGUCUCCGGGACACUAGAAGAGCCAGCCUACGAGGAGACGAGUCCUAUUUCACAUCACUGUCAGACCUCCACGACCACCACCACCGCGAGCCUACUGAGCACCCACUGGCCCAGAGCCUGACUGCUAGUCCCGAUUUCUCACUCCGUGGAGAGGACCCGUUUUCGCUUGACUUUGCUCAGCCUCCCGUCCCGGUAGGAGAUACCCCUACCCGAGAACAUAAGGCCUCCACCGUGGCAGAUCCUGAUAUAAGACCAGGUCCGCCAGAUCGUACCGUCUCGGCGGCAGCGUCUAUUCAGACGGUCGUUCACCGUGGUCAUUCCCACUCUAGGUCAAUGAAUUCUCCGUCAAUAGGUCCCGUCCACGAAGAUGUCACUACUCCAGGACCAUUUACGGAUCACAUGGGUGCGAUUUUUGGUGGACACUUGUGGAAUGGUAGAGGCAGAGACAUGGCUGAUAUUGAAGAGGGUGUCGCUUUCCGAGCACGAUCUGUAGACAGGAACCUGUUCGAGUCAGAGAACAAGCACACCGAACCGCUUGUUGGUAUGAGCACUGCCACAGCGCCUGGUCUCUUUCAACAUUCUGUGCUUCACCACCCACGCCCGAUCUCUCGUUCAAAUGAUGUGUCACCGACAAGUCCAAAUCAUCCACUAGCCUCUCCACUCUUCUUCCAGCCAUAUAUGCUUCAGGCGCACCAAGCCCAGUCGGCAUCUACUCCCAAUGUACCCCACACCGCACUUGCUGCCUCGAACCUGGACGAGCGACCGUCAACGGCAAAUCGUACUCCGGAAGGCAAGACACCUGCUCCUCGAAUUUAUGGUGCAAGCACACCCGAGUCAUAUCAACGAGCUCAAGAAACCUUGGCACGAAGACGGAAGUUGGAAGAGUAUGCCGAACAAAAGAGACAAGAGUUAGUCGACAGUGCUCGCGCAAAUGUUCCUCACUGUCCACCAUCACCAGAUGACGAGAUAUUUGCGCAGAAGCAGGAAGCAUCUCAGCGUGCCCAGUCCUACAGUUCGGUCAACUCAACCAGCAUGGCAUCACAGAUGACAUCUCCUUCGAAUGUCGCUUCGCCUAUCUCCUCGGUCAAUCUAGGCUCUCAGGAACAAUUCUACCCUUCUGUUCCGUCGCUACCUGCCUUGAUCUCUGGAUCAUCUUCUGUAUCGGCAGACCCGGAAGGAGAUAUGCUUCAAUGUCCUGGUGUCGUUCAGCUUCCCGAAUAUGCAAUCACUGGAGAUGAUACACCUGAAGCUCAAACACCACCAUCGCUAUCCAAGCAGGUCUCUUCAGAUGUUGAUACGCCAACAGCGAACGAGGGUGCGAUUGCUCUGUCGCCAGAAGAGGAUGAAGGAUACAAUGGGGAAGGAGACACCACCCUUGCAGCAGAAGACGACGAUGAUUCGGAUAGCGACGAGGGUCUAACGAUGACUCGAAAGAAGCCCACGCCCAAGUCAACGGUCUCCUCAACAGAUAACCCAUCCAAAGCCGAACUGAGAAAAUCCGAGAGAAGAGGCACGAAUGCUAGUGUUGGCAGCACUGAAACUGCAAAGAAGGUUGUCAUCGAUGGAUGAAAGUGAUGUCUCUUACGAUACCAAUUUCUUUUCUCGAAGCAUUGGGCGGAGAUAGUCGUUUAAUGGAGGAGGUCUUGAGCGAGCACAACAUUUGAAUGCGAUGCAUAUGAUUUGAACGGAACGGAAUGGAUUGGGAUGGGACGGACGGCUGGGAGGUUUAUGGCCGGCCACGGUAUAUGAGGUUUGGUCUGGUUUGGAAGAUGCACGGCGCCAACGAUGGAUGGGAUGAAUAAGAACGAAAGGAUGAAAGAAACGAAUGGACUGGAUGGGUGGCGAGGCGGAUAUGUCAGGAUAUAUCAUUUUCUCACUUUUUCUCGAUCCAUUCCUCAUUUCUUCUUGCAGGCCAAAGCACAGCAGCA